Lonchura striata (white-rumped munia) is the source of this 1218-nucleotide messenger RNA. The record is from RefSeq and is a predicted model, not a curated record. Lineage: Eukaryota; Metazoa; Chordata; Aves; Passeriformes; Estrildidae.
UUACAUCCAUGCAGAGCAGGGUGAGGGCUACCCCCAGAAGAUGGGAUAGGUGGGACAGUCCCUAUUCCCAAAUAGAGGGAAAAGGGUCAGUGAGGUUACACUGCCCUAUAUAGAGUAGUAUCGGGCUUGCCAAGGAGAGGGGACAGCCAAUGAAAGCCGUUUCUCAUUGAUCCCACCACCCUCCAGGUCUCCAUCUUGGCCAUGAUUACUGUGGAAUUGUUUGGCAUCAUGGGGCUGAUGGGCAUCAAGCUGAGCGCCAUCCCUGUGGUCAUCCUCAUUGCCUCGGUGGGCAUUGGUGUGGAGUUUACUGUCCACGUGGCCCUGGGCUUCCUGACAGCUGCGGGGAGCAGGAACGUGCGCUCAGCCGCAGCACUGGAACACACUUUUGCGCCUGUGAUGGAUGGUGCUGUCUCCACGCUCCUGGGUGUCCUCAUGCUGGCUGGCUCUGAGUUUGAUUUCAUCAUGAGGUAUUUCUUUGCGGUGCUGACCAUCCUGACGCUGCUGGGGCUGCUCAAUGGGCUGGUGCUGCUGCCUGUGCUGCUCUCUGUCAUCGGGCCACCCCCUGAGGCAUCCUUGGUGGAUAAUGGCUCCUGCCUACCCCCACCAGAGCCGAUACCCCCAUGUCUGGGCCCUGGGGGACUGUAUGUCCGGCGUGCUCCAGCCUGGCCUGCCACCUUCCCUGAGCCCUCCGACACGGAGCACUACACGGAGAGCAUGGGGCCAGGCAGCCCACGAGGACCCUUCGUCGUGCCCCCUGCCCCAGCACACAUCCUACUGGAGGCUGGCAAGGACCCCAGCUUCCCCCGCAUCACUGUGCUGAAGCCCUACAAGGACAGCCUGGAGGUUCAGGGGAAGAAAGAGGCCUCUGGCCCUCAGCCUGCAGCCCCCCUGCCCUUCGGGGAGCCCUGCACCACGCUGCCCCGAGAUCCCCUGCAGCCCGGCCCACCGGGCACCCGGCCAGCGCCGCCCGCAGCCCUGCCCACCUACAGCACCCACCUGCAGGGUCCUGCCGGCAGCUACACCACCGUCACAGCCACCGCGUCAGUGACAGUGGCCCUGCACCCCACGCUGCCUGGCUCCUACCCCACCUUCAGCCCUGAGGGCUUCACCAGCAGCGAGCAGGGCUGCCUGGACGAGCCCAGCACCAGUGGCACCGCAGUGCCCGACACCUUUGAGAUGCAGAACAUGGGACACCACAGGGCAGGUGCCUGGCGCUAG